AUGAAGGCCGCGGUUCUACUUGCAGCCCUUGCGCCUUUGGCAGCACUGCCAGGAGUCCAGGCCCGGACUGGAGCUGCAGAAAGCUGGAUCACCAAUAUUUGGAAUGAGUUCAAGGAAGCUGUGGACUGUGGAAGCUGCCAGGUUCUCUUGGGUAGCCUCAAGCUCGUGGCCGACUUUGGUGAAGGUUUCCUGGAGGAUGUAUUGACUGGCGUCUGUGAUAUCAGCGGUGCGGAGGAUCGCGAUGUCUGUGCUGGCGUCAUCGCCAGCGAGGUCCCAGCCUUGCACUACGCCCUCAAGAACAUGCACGUUGGCUCCCACACAGCCAAGACCCUCUGCUCGGCUUUGGUCGGUCUCUGCGACUUCCCGGACGUCCGUCCAUUCGACAUACCCUUCCCCUCGCCCAAGCCAGCAAAGAGUCGUCCUCCACCAAGCGGUAAACCUCCCAUCAACGUGGUCCACUUCAGCGAUACCCACGUCGAUCUAUCCUACGAGACCGGCUCAAACUAUGACUGUUCCAAGCCCAUCUGCUGCCGCGUAUACUCGGACGAAGACGCCCCCGGAAAAACAGAGAAGCCAUGCGGACCAUUCGGCAAUACCAAAUGCGAUCCUCCCGAGAGCCUCCAAGACUCCAUGAUGACCGCCAUCGCAGACCUCAACCCGGCUUUCUCAAUCUACACCGGCGACGUCGUCGCACACGACGUAUGGCUCGUAAACAAGGAAGAAGUCCUACAAGACUUCAACUCGACAUACGGCGCGAUGGAGAACCACCUCGGCCUUGUCUACGCCGCGUUGGGUAAUCACGACGCCGCACCGCUAAACCUCUUCCCAUCCAAAAAUAUCCCCAGCAAAUACAACCCCCAAUGGGCCUACGAAGCACUCACAGCAAACUGGAUGACCCUAACCGGAAUCGAAAGCGUCCAAAAUGCAAACGAAUACGGCUCCUACUCAGCCAUCCACCCAAACAGUAAACUCCGCAUAAUCUCCUACAACAGCAUCUUCUACUACAAAUACAACUUCUUCUCCUACACCGAACCAAUGGAAUACGACCCGAACGGCCAACUCACCUGGCUAAUCGAAGAGCUGCAAGCUGCCGAAAACGCCGACCAACGCGUCUGGCUAAUCUCGCACAUCCCAUCCGGAAACGUAGACCAUUUCCGAGACCACUCGCACUACUUCGAUCAAAUUAUCCAGCGAUAUGAAGCUACAAUCGCGGGGCUCUUCUUCGGACACACGCACACCGAUGAAUUCCAAAUCGCAUACUCCGAUUACAAAAAUCGGAACUGGGACACCGCCACGGCAAUGGGCUACGUCGCACCAUCAAUGACCCCAACAUCCGGACCACCCUCUUUCCGCGUCUACGAUAUCGAUCCAGAAACCUUCGCAGUAAUGGAUUUCACCCAAUAUAUCGCCAACAUCAGCGAAGCAUCCUUCCAAACAAAACCAGAUUGGAUACCGUACUACUCCGCAAAGAAAGACUACGGCGGCAAACUCACCCCUCCAACACCGAGUACUGCCGAACUCACCCCCGCAUUCUGGCACAACGUCACCGUCGCCAUGGAGAAGGAUUCUUCCGUCUUCAAUGACUUCUGGGCUCGACGCACGCGCGGAUACAGUGUCCCCGCUUGUACGGGUGAUUGCGUGAAGAAUGAGGUAUGUGCUUUGCGUGGUGCCGAUGCGCAGUAUAGUUGUGUGCAGCGGACGCCGGGAUUUAGUUUCUCGAAGCGGGAUGAUGGUGAGGAAGUAGAGGUGGAUUUGGAGAAUUCGCCAUUGUUGAGUAAGAGGUUCCAGCCGGAGUGUAAUCAUGCUGGUAUGGCGCCGUUGUUGGCGAAGAUUGCGCAUAAGGCUAGUAUUGCGAAGAUGAAUGGGGAGUGA
Penicillium subrubescens is the source of this 1872-nucleotide messenger RNA. RefSeq names its product sphingomyelin phosphodiesterase. Gene Ontology annotation, biological process: sphingomyelin catabolic process. The coding region runs from base 1 to 1872 and encodes 623 amino acids. The transcript has 3 exons. The record is from RefSeq and is a predicted model, not a curated record. Gene Ontology annotation, molecular function: sphingomyelin phosphodiesterase activity. Lineage: Eukaryota; Fungi; Ascomycota; Eurotiomycetes; Eurotiales; Aspergillaceae.